Molecule: messenger RNA, 1979 nt
Organism: Salvia splendens (bonfire salvia)
Lineage: Eukaryota; Viridiplantae; Streptophyta; Magnoliopsida; Lamiales; Lamiaceae
Product: endoglucanase 5-like
Exons: 9
Coding region: 1-1848 (615 amino acids)
Biological process (GO): carbohydrate metabolic process
Molecular function (GO): hydrolase activity, hydrolyzing O-glycosyl compounds; carbohydrate binding
Source: RefSeq, a predicted model, not a curated record
AUGGCAGCAACCACACACGCCAUUUUAACCCUCUUACUCGGCCUCGUUGUCACGGGCGCCGCUGCAGUCGAGUUCUUCGACUACAGCGCCGCCCUCGAUAAAACCUUGCUCUUCUUGGAGGCGCAAAGAUCCGGUAAAUUGCCUCCAACCCAACGCGUAAAAUGGCGUGGUAAUUCUGGCCUUGGCGACGGUUAUUCUCAAGGGGUGAAUUUGGUGGGAGGAUACUAUGAUGCCGGAGACCACGUAAAAUUUGGUCUACCAAUGGCGUAUAGUGUGACAAUGUUGUCAUGGGCAGCUAUUGAUUUUAAGGAAGAUUUCAUUAAAUUAAAUCAAAUGGGACAUGUUUUGGAGGCAAUCAAAUGGGGAACUGAUUAUUUCAUAAAAUGCCACCCUCAACAAAAUGUGCUAUGGGGGCAGGUUGGAGAUGGAGUGUCGGAUCACUAUUGCUGGCAACGGGCGGAGGACAUGACGACGUCCCGGACUGCAUACAAGCUGGACGCCGAGCAUCCCGGGUCCGACCUAGCUGGAGAAACCGCAGCCGCCUUGGCUGCUGCCUCUCUAGCUUUCAAGCCUUAUGAUUCUACAUAUUCAAGUCUUCUUUUAGUACAUGCAAAACAGAUUUUCUCAUUUGCAGACAGAUUUAGAGGCUUGUUUAGUGAUUCAAUUGGAAACUCUAAGCAAUUCUAUACAUCAUCUGGUUACUAUGAUGAACUGUUAUGGGGUGCAACAUGGCUACACAGAUCUACAAACGAUGAAUAUUACUUGAAAUAUGUUGUUGACAACUGCGCCGCCUUUGGAGGAACCGGCUGGGCCGUCAAAGAAUUCUCGUGGGACAACAAGUAUGCCGGAGUUCAAAUCCUACUCACAAAGAUGCUUCUGGAAGGCCGUGCUGGAAGCUACGCCUCCACGCUGCAGCAGUAUCAGGCUAAAGCCGACUACUUCACCUGCGCGUGCAUGCAAAAGAACGAUGGAUACAACGUGAAGUUGACUCCCGGUGGCCUUAUCUAUGUACGUGAGUGGAACAACUUGCAGUACUCUGCCUCGGCUUCUUUCCUCCUCACUGUCUACUCCGACUACCUCACCAAAGCCAAGAAGUCCGUGCAAUGCCCAGAUGGCCUAAUCCAGCCUCAACAAAUCCUCAACUUUGCCAAAUCACAAGCUGACUACAUUCUUGGCAAAAACCCCAAGUCCUUGAGCUACUUGGUGGGCUAUGGCCAGAGCUAUCCAAUCCAUGUCCACCACAGGGGCGCCUCCAUUGCUCCUGUCUCUCUCCUACACGCAUCUGUUGGAUGUGUGGAGGGGUUUGAGACUUGGUACAAGCGCAGCGAGGCCAACCCCAAUGUAAUCCACGGAGCUCUUGUGGGAGGGCCUAAUGCCAAUGAUGAGUUCACGGAUGACAGAUCUGUUUACGACCAGACUGAGCCUACAUUAUCUGGAACUGCCCCUCUUGUUGGAGUUUUCACAAGACUGCACACUCUCUCUUCCAGUCCUUACCACAAACCACAAGGCCCUCCAUCUCAACACUAUGCACCAGUUCCCCAACCCAAAGCAGCUCCAGCUGUCCCAGUUGAGUUUCUCCACUCCAUAACUAACUCGUGGAUGGUUGGGACGGAGAAGUAUUACCGUCACAAAGUGGUGGUGAAGAACAUCUCAGAGAAGCCUAUAGGGGGGCUGAAGCUGCAGUUUGAGGGCCUGACAGGAUCACUGUGGGGGCUCAAUCCAACACAGGCUAAGAAUACUUAUGAGCUUCCACAAUGGAUUCAAACACUACAGCCUAAUUCGGAGUGCGCUUUCGUCUACAUUCAAGGGGGAGCUCAAGCCAAAAUUUCGGUUCUAAGCUACAACUAAUCAAUCAAGAAAGGAAAAAAAUUGAAUUUUGUAUAGUAUUUUUCUUGAGGAUUUGAAUGUAUUAGAAUGGAAAGUGGCUGCUGCUGUUUUUUUCUUUUCUAUGUCAAUGGAGUAUUAGUUUUCCAACACUA